Molecule: messenger RNA, 1432 nt
Organism: Cynocephalus volans (Philippine flying lemur)
Lineage: Eukaryota; Metazoa; Chordata; Mammalia; Dermoptera; Cynocephalidae
Gene: TSPAN4
Product: tetraspanin 4
Exons: 7
Coding region: 1-984 (327 amino acids)
Cellular component (GO): plasma membrane
Source: RefSeq, a predicted model, not a curated record
AUGCGGCGCUCCAGCACGGACGAGUCCACGUACCGGCGCAGCCCGUCGCCCGCGGGCGGGGAGCCGGGCUUCCGGCGCUGCAGCAGCCUGUGCGGGCGCGCGGGCGCCGGGGACGGCGCGGGCGGCGGCGGCCCCUUCCUCGGCCUGCACGGGGACCCCGGCGCCAAGGCGGCCCAGGCGCGCGGCACGCCGCCCAAGGGCCACAAGUACGUGGUCUUCUACCUGGACCUGUCCUUCAUCUUCCUCCUAGAGCUGAAGCGCUGCAGCAUGGCGCGCGGCUGCCUGCAGAGCGUCAAGUACCUCAUGUUCGCCUUCAACCUGCUCUUCUGGCUGGGAGGUUGUGGCGUGCUGGGCGUCGGCAUCUGGUUGGCUGCCACACAGGGGAACUUUGCCACCCUGUCCUCCUCCUUCCCGUCCUUGUCGGCUGCCAACCUGCUCAUCGUGACUGGCACCUUCGUCAUGGCCAUCGGCUUCGUGGGCUGCAUCGGGGCCCUCAAGGAGAACAAGUGCCUCCUGCUCACUUUCUUCGUGAUGCUGCUGCUCGUGUUCCUGCUGGAGGCCACCAUUGCCAUCCUCUUCUUCGCCUACACUGACAAGAUUGACAGGUAUGCCCAGCAAGACCUGAAGAAGGGCCUGCACCUGUAUGGCACACAGGGCAAUGUGGGACUCACCAACGCCUGGAGCAUCAUCCAGACUGAUUUCCGCUGCUGUGGCGUCUCCAACUACACUGACUGGUUCGAGGUGUACAAUGCCACACGUGUGCCUGACUCCUGCUGCCUGGAGUUCAGUGAGAGCUGUGGGCUGCAUGCACCCGGCACCUGGUGGAAGGCGCCAUGUUACGAGACGGUGAAGAUGUGGCUCCAGGAGAAUCUACUAGCUGUGGGGGUCUUCGGGCUGUGCACAGCACUGGUGCAGAUUUUGGGCCUGACCUUUGCCAUGACCAUGUACUGCCAGGUGGUAAAGGCGGACACCUACUGUGCAUAGGCCACCUGCCACCCUGCUUCUCUGCCAAAGGAUGCCACCCACCAGGGAGAUGGUCACAUCCAAACCCGCUUCUCCCACGGCAGGACUUGGUGCUAUGCUCCAGGGAGGGAGGAGUAGGUGCCUGGAGCCCCAGCCUGAGCAACUGCAGGGUCUCCAGACCAGGUGGGAGGGGGUGGCCAAGUGCUGACCGUGGGGCUGGGGCUGGGGCUGGGAGGGGCUUCUGGCGUUUUUUAUAUCCAUGUAUUCUCCAGAGCAGUAUUCACAUGGGGUGGGGAGGCAGCUGAGCUGUGGUCCCCAGCCUCCUGGGGACACUGGAAGGACCAGGUCUCAGCUUCCUGGAGGCCCAUCCACUGGUCCUGGUGCUCCAGGCAGGUCCACAACCUGGUAAUCCACAUUCCACGGGGCCCUGAGGGCCCCAGGUGCAUCUUAAUAAAGUGUGUGAGCAGCA